ACGCAAAGCCCGGGAUUACCUUUUUCCCCACUACCCAAACCCGGCUAGGGUUUUACCACACUCUCUCCCCAUGGCGGCGGCGGCGCUGCGGACGCCGGCGACUCGCCGCCCGCUCCUCGCCCCCUUGAGCAUCCUACGUACGCCCACGCCUCGCCACCUCUCCUCUAGCUCCCCACCCUCUCAACCCCCGAGCUCCCCCGCCGGCGAGCUGCUCCGCCUCCUCUCCGCCGCCCCCACCUGGACCCCCGACCUCGCCCGCGCCGUCUCCUCCACCUUCUCCGCCUCCCCCACCGCCGACGUCGUCAUCUCCGUCCUCCGCUCCAUCAGGAACCCAUCCCUCGCCGCCCCGUUCUUCCUCCUCGCCUCCUCCUCCUCCGCCUCGGCCCCGCACCCCCUCCCCGCCGACGCCUACCACGCCGUCCUCCCGUUCCUCCACCACGACCUCGCCGCCCUCGAGAAGGUCCUCGAGGAGAUGGCCGUCCUCGGGUACGGCCUCCCCAACCAGGCCUGCGCCCACCUCGCCGCCGCGCUCGUCCGCGCCCGCCGCCUCGACGACGCCGUCCUCGCCGUCGCCGUCAUGCGGCGGCUCAAGUUCCGCCCGGCGUUCUCGGCGUACACGGUGCUGAUCGGCGCGCUGGCCGAGGCGCGGCGGCCCGAGCGCGCGCUGGAGCUGCUGAGACAGAUGCAGGAGGUCGGGUACGAGGUCGGGGUGCAUCUGUUCACCACGCUGGUGCGGGCGCUGGCGCGGGAGGGCCAAGUCGCCGACGCUCUUGCGCUGGUGGAUGAGGUGAAGGGGAGCUGCCUGGAGCCGGACAUUGUCUUGUACAACGUGUGCAUCGACUGUUUCGGGAAGGCCGGCAAUGUGGACAUGGCAUGGAAGUUCUUCCAUGAGCUGAAGGCGCAGGGUCUGAAGCCGGAUGAUGUGUCGUACACGAGCAUGAUUUGGGUGCUCUGCAAGGCGGGAAGGUUAGGUGAGGCGGAGGAGCUGUUUGCGCAGAUGGAGGCCGAAAGAUCUGUGCCUUGCGCAUACGCGUAUAACACUAUGAUCAUGGGAUAUGGAUCUGCUGGGCGGUUUGAGGAUGCAUAUAAGUUGCUUGAAAGGUUGAGGGAGAGAGGUUGUAUUCCAUCUGUUGUGUCAUUUAAUUCGAUUCUCACUUGCCUUGGUAAGAAGAGGAAGGUUGAUGAGGCUCUAAGCUUGUUUGAGGUCAUGAAGAAGGAUGCAGAGCCGAAUUCCUCAACAUAUAACAUCAUCAUAGAUAUGCUUUGCUUGGGUGGGAGGGUUGAGGAGGCGUAUAGGAUACUUGAUGAGAUGGAGCAUGCUAGUUUGUUUCCGAACUUGUUGACUGUGAAUAUAAUGGUGGAUAGGCUGUGCAAGGCAAGGAAGCUUGAGGAGGCCUAUAAGAUAUUUGAAAGCGCAAGCCAGAGAGGUUGCAAUCCUGAUUGUGUGACAUACUGUUCACUUAUUGAUGGUUUAGGAAAGAAAGGGCAGGUUGACGAGGCCUAUAGGCUAUUUGAGAAAAUGCUGGAUGCAGGGCACAAUGCUAAUCCUGUUGUAUACACCUCCUUGAUUAGGAAUUUCUUCAUUCAUGGAAGGAAAGAAGAUGGGCACAAAAUCUUCAAAGAGUUGAUCCGUCGAGGGUGCAAGCCUGAUCUAACCCUUCUCAAUACUUAUAUGGAUUGUGUUUUCAAGGCAGGUGAGGUUGAAAAGGGAAGAAUGAUUUUUGAGGACAUCAGGAGUUAUGGGUUUCUUCCUGAUGUCCGAAGUUAUUCCAUUCUGAUUCAUGGUCUCACAAAAGCUGGCCAGGCUAGAGAAACAUCAAACAUUUUUCAUGCCAUGAAGCAGCAAGGUUUUGCUCUUGAUGCUCGUGCUUAUAAUGCUGUUGUCGAUGGGUUUUGCAAAUCUGGGAAGGUGCACAAAGCCUAUGAAAUUCUUGAGGAGAUGAAGGAAAAAUGUGUACAACCUACAGUUGCUACAUAUGGAGCAAUUGUUGAUGGUCUUGCAAAGAUUGAUAGGUUGGACGAGGCUUACAUGCUUUUUGAGGAAGCAAAGUCGAAAGGUAUAGAAUUGAAUGUUGUUCUGUACAGCUCUCUCAUAGAUGGCUUUGGGAAGGUUGGUAGGAUAGAUGAAGCUUAUUUAAUUUUAGAAGAAAUGAUGAAGAAGGGUUUGACUCCAAAUGUGUACACAUGGAAUAGCCUCUUGGAUGCUUUAGUGAAAGCUGAAGAAAUAAAUGAGGCGCUUGUCUGUUUCCAGUCAAUGAAGGAAAUGAAAUGCCCACCAAACACUUAUACAUACAGCAUUCUUAUAAACGGCCUUUGCCGUGUACAGAAGUACAAUAAAGCUUUUGUGUUCUGGCAAGAUAUGCAGAAACAGGGCUUGGUCCCUAAUGUGGUCACUUACACAACCAUGAUCUCGGGGCUUGCAAAGGUAGGAAACAUAACGGAUGCUUACAGCCUCUUUGAGAGGUUUAAGGCCAAUGGUGGAAUUCCUGACGCUGCAAGUUUCAAUGCUCUUAUAGAGGGAAUGAGCAAUGCAAAUAGAGCGAUGGAGGCAUAUCAGGUAUUUGAAGAAACUCGUUUGCGGGGCUGCAGAAUUAAUAUAAAGUCAUGCAUUAGUCUUUUAGAUGCUUUAAACAAAUCUGAAUGUCUAGAGCAAGCUGCUAUUGUAGGUGCAGUUUUGAGGGAGAUUGCCAAGUCCCAACAUGCUUCGAGAUCCUUGUAGUAUUGAGGGUACUUGAGUUUUUCUUUAGGGUGUGCCUCGGAGAAACAGGUCUUUGAUUUGAUCGAUCCUGUUUCAGUGAUUGCAAUUCCAUGCUUGACUGCUGUUCUGCUGUUUGGAAAGAGAACAUUGUUCUGCGUUUUCGUUGAUGUUGAUAAGGAUCGAAUUCUCAGAACUUAAAGAUGACAAGAAUUAUGAUUUCGUUCAAAUCUGCUCCAUUACUGUUGGAUAGCAUCAAAACUGUCAACUGCAUGAUUAGUGCAUAUAAAUGAACUUAUGGACAAAGAAUUCAUAGUUCAGUGUGCUUGACUUGCAAGUUGGACCAAGCUCCUCUGCAGACCACGGUUUAUCAGUUAUCUCAGUGCCUUUUUUGAAGCUUGUCAAAUUUACAUGCAAUGUUCAAUCAAUCUCCACCUGGAAUGAUGAAAGUUAGCCAAAGCAUAUUGUGGUGUGCUCCUCUAGACAUCAUAUAUAUUGGUUGCCCUGGUGCAAAUUUCCUUUUUGGCCAAGCACAAGAUGAGAUGACUAGAGUUGAAGCUUGCAUCAAUGGUGAUAAAAUUUGAGAUUGGUAACUUGCUGACCAGAAAUUCCGUGGAGCCUAAGAUGAAUUGCUGCCAUACUUUCUUCUUGUCUUUAUAAUUAAUCUAUACAUACAAGCAUGUUUGAUUUAUGAGGCAUGGGGGAUCAAAUGUGCACUACGCAUUUUUUAUUGAGAUCAUGCUUGCUGCUGCUCCAAAUGACUGCAGCUCAGUUCUAGCUCAUGCUCUUGGAACUUUCUUGUUCCUGAUGAGGGCUAAGUGAUCUUCUAGCCACUUGAAUUGGUUUUUAUUCUGAAGUUAUCUGAGGGCAUUCACCCUUCUGACUCAGAGUUGAGUUACCUACCUUAUUCAGUCAUUUGGUUUGAUUUUGAUAUAGAAAGUCUAGUACUAUUCAUAUGCCUGCAUCUCUAGUUGAAAAUAAUAUGGUCAAAUGGAAAUUUCAUCUCAACAUUUAUCUUACUUACAUUUCUUUCCAGGCGGGUUGGCUUGAUACGACGAUGAGGCUGGACUGCUUGAUAUUCUCCUGAACUUCCAUUUUAUUAUUGGAUUAGGCCACCUGUGGAUCUUUCAAUGGAAUUAAAAUGGUAGCCUGGCUACGCAUGGUAAACCAGAGCUCCUGCUCGAGUUCUCCCCUGUUUGGUCGAUUUGGAUCAAAUUUGUCCUUCAAUAGGUUCCUUUUAAGAGAUUUCCCUUCCACAAGGGUAUGUGUAUACUUUUUGUUGUGUAUAUUGCAGAUACCAAUAUAUUUCAAAUUUCACGAGAGAAUGUGGAAUAUACAGGAGGAAACAAAUAAUAAUGGGUUUUAAUCCAUAGUCAUGUUA
Messenger RNA from Oryza sativa Japonica Group (Japanese rice), 4076 nucleotides. Its product is annotated as pentatricopeptide repeat-containing protein At3g06920. Gene Ontology annotation, molecular function: protein binding. Lineage: Eukaryota; Viridiplantae; Streptophyta; Magnoliopsida; Poales; Poaceae. The record is from RefSeq and is a predicted model, not a curated record.